UCUCUCUACCUCUCACUCUGCCUUUCAUACAUACGCCAGAGCGCAGACUGCAGCAGAACGGAGGGCCAGUAGGAUUUUCCUCCUCGUACUGGAUCAACCAAGAAACCAGAGAGACAGUUAUCCGCCGAGGAGGAGAGAGACGUUAUUCAUGGGGAAUCCAUUGAGGAGUACCUGACCAACAAGCUGCCGAGUGUGUAGGGUUGCAUCUGGCUCUCAGAAGCAGUUGUGUGGACUCCUACACGCACCCAUCCCUCCACCUGGACAGGCCCACCCCCUUCCUACCUGCCCCUCAUCCUCAUUUAAGGAUAGGAUGCCUGGCUCUGUGCCCCUGUGCUGAGGAGGCGUCGGUGGGCAGCAGUAUGGGCCCUGUGCCUGCCAGCAUCCCCACAACCCCCUCCACCACCGAUCUGCCACCACCACGCUGCCCCACCGAGACGGGCGCUCCCCCCAGCCCCGCUGAUGGGCGAAGACACUGACGCCACCCCAACGCUCAACCACCGCGGCUUCCUCCCCGACCACAACUAUGUGACUGAAGUCCUCUAAUGCAACUCCCAGCAUUGCCCGGUGCUGAAGUGGCACAUCUGCCAAACUAUUAUCCAACAGUGCUCUAAAGGCUGCUCAAACACAAUGUGCCUAUUUAUGGCUGCUCCUGGCUAUAGCCUGAAGAGCUCCGCCCAUCCUGUCCACCCCUCUCCACCCUGGAGUCCUCCCCCAGGAUGUUGAGCCCCAUCCAGGUCCUGUGCUCCGACAUCACUACCCUUUCUCUGGAGCCUGAGCCGUUUGCCUCUUACACUGAAGCUGAUAUCAUCUCCACUGUUGAGUUCAACCACACAGGAGAGCUCCUGGCCACAGGGGACAAGGGGGGCCGAGUGGUCAUUUUUCAGAGGGAACCAGAGAGCAAGACUGAGCCAUUCUCCCAGGGUGAGUACAACGUCUACAGCACCUUUCAGAGCCAUGAGCCCGAGUUCGACUACCUUAAGAGUCUGGAGAUCGAGGAGAAGAUCAAUAAGAUCCGAUGGCUGCCUCAGCAGAACGCCGCACACUUCCUGCUCUCCACCAAUGAUAAGACCAUUAAGUUGUGGAAGGUGAGUGAAAGAGACAAACGUCCUGAGGGAUACAACCUGAAGGAUGAGGAGGGUCGCAUCAAGGACAUCUCCACUGUCACCUCCCUACAGGUACCCGUGUUGAAGCCAAUGGACCUGAUGGUGGAGGUGAGCCCACGGCGAGUGUUUGCAAACGCCCACACAUACCACGUCAACUCCAUCUCCGUCAACUCCGACUAUGAGACCUACAUGUCAGCUGAUGACCUGAGGAUCAACCUCUGGCAUCUGGACAUCACUGACCGCAGCUUCAACAUUGUGGACAUCAAGCCAGCCAACAUGGAGGAUCUGACAGAGGUGAUCACCGCGGCUGAGUUUCACCCACACCACUGUAACUUGUUUGUCUAUAGCAGCAGCAAAGGCACCCUGCGCCUCUGUGACAUGAGAGAAUCAGCGCUGUGCGACAAACACUCCAAAUUGUUUGAGGAGCCCGAGGACCCUAGCGCCCGCUCCUUCUUCUCCGAGAUCAUCUCCUCUGUGUCAGACGUCAAGUUUAGCCACAGUGGCCGCUACCUGCUCACCAGGGACUACCUGACUGCCAAAGUCUGGGACCUCAACAUGGAGAGCAAGCCCCUAGAGACGUACCAGGUUCAUGAUUACCUCCGGAGCAAGUUGUGUUCCCUUUAUGAAAACGACUGCAUCUUUGACAAGUUUGAGUGUGCAUGGAACGGCUCAGACAGUGUGAUCAUGACGGGAGCGUACAACAACUUUUUCCGCAUGUUCGACCGGAACACCAAACGCGACGUGACCCUGGAGGCAUCAAGAGAGAGCAGUAAACCCCGAGCUGUCCUGAAGCCCCGGAGGGUCUGCGCCGCCGGAGGAAAGCGCCGGAAGGACGACAUCAGCGUGGACAGCCUGGACUUCACCAAGAAGAUCCUCCAUACGGCCUGGCACCCGACUGAGAACAUCAUCGCCAUCGCUGCCACCAACAACUUGUACAUCUUCCAGGACAAACUCAACUCUGAGAUGCAUUAGUGAACGGAUGUCAGUGGCGUAUACGAAUGAGUUUACACCUGAACACACAACUAUGCCAGAAUGUACACAUUAACAGACAUACACACACAGGAAUAUGCCUAAUCCACACACACAUAAGCAGAAAGCAUACACACGUAUGUCUUCUCUGACACUCCUCCACCUCCUCCCCAGCCACUGAAAGGACCUAGAAAGGGCUAGAGAGGGAACAGGCUGGAUUACGCAAUGGAUUAUGGAUUGCAAAAUUGUCCAAUCUGUGGAUUUCUUGAUUGUUAACCUCUGGAUUGUGCUUGAUGGUGUGGUGAUUGCUACAGCUCCGCUUCUGAUGGGGAUUACCCCCGCCCCCCCAGACAGGAGAGAUGUUUACACGUUUGUCCUUUUUUUUUUUUUUUUCUUCAGGCUCUUUUUUGCUUUCUCCACCUCCUCCUCCUCCUCUCCUCUCUGUAUUUGUGUGCUCAAGCAAAGCCUAUUCUUAUCCCUUGCCCACUGUUUUGUGUAACAAAACCCUUCGUGGUUGUCUACCAGCGGCACUGAUGAAAAAUGGGGCAUUUAUGUAACUGGCUGUUUGUUUGAUUUCAGAUCAGCUACCCCACUUCUGUUUUUGUAACUUGUUAGAUGAUGUUAAUGAUGGUAAUUAUGAUGACAAUGACAAUUUGAAAUGAUAUGUGUGAUGUGCAAGGAUGAACUCGGGACCCCUCCCCUUAACCCAAGUGCACCCAGACGCCUCUGAGCUCAAUUGGACUGUGUCCAAUGAGGUAAAAUAUUUACAGUCCUGCAGAUAGAAGCAGAAGUUAAUAGAUUAUUACACCAUGGUCUAAUAUGAGGACACACACUCAUAUCUGCUCCACACAGUGUGUUUCAGUCAUCCAACUUCUCUGAUUGUGGAUUCUGCUUCUGGUCUGGAACUGCGUCAUGUGCUACUUUGCCGUUAAAUACAGUUCAAAUCAAGCAGAAAAAGAUUUUUAAAAAUAAACAAAAUAAUUUCAACAAUCAAGCAAAAUGAUGCUGCAUGUCAAACAGAUUUAGCCUAGGUGUUUAUAAAUUGACUGACUGACUGACUUGGCUGCCUUCUUAACCAUUUAGACCCAGCUGUACAAAGGCUUCAGGGGCCCCGGCGCCCAGUGCAGCACGAGUAACCAUAGAUGGCCGAGCUCUCCUACCUUUGUUUGUGUCUUCGGACACUGAAGCAUGUUUACCAGUGUUCGGUUCAUACACUUACAUGUACAUUUUGAAUGAAGCCGUCAAAGAAUCAGUUUCGACUCGACUGAAACUGAGAACCAAGAAGAAUGGGGAAUGUUUGAUUAAUGUUGUACUCUUAAAGAAAAAGAAAAAAAAAUCAAAGGGCCUAAAUGGUGUCUGUAUAUAUCAACUCUGUUUUUGACACAUAUGAGGUUUUGUUUUUUUAACAUCCAUAAACGGACUGCGGACUCCAUCAUCUGUAUUGAUGAUUGCCUCCACAGCUACAGCAGAGAGAUGGUACUUUAAUCUCUUCAGCCUUCCUCACGGAUUACUUUGCUGAUGUGCAGAAGCUUUUAUUUUUAGAGAACAGUUUAUUCUUUUAUUUAUCCUUUUUUGGAAACAUCUGUCAGUUUAACUCCACGUCCUGACCAAACUAAUGUCGAUUCACAUAUUUGUAUGUUAAUGUAUGUUGUUGACAAAAUUGUCAAAUGGACAGUUAUAAAUAAUGUUAAUAUGUUUUUUUUUUUUUGAAUAAAGAUUUCAACAAAAUUGCAUCCAA
Seriola aureovittata is the source of this 3810-nucleotide messenger RNA. RefSeq names its product serine/threonine-protein phosphatase 2A 55 kDa regulatory subunit B gamma isoform. Gene Ontology annotation, molecular function: protein phosphatase regulator activity; protein binding. Lineage: Eukaryota; Metazoa; Chordata; Actinopteri; Carangiformes; Carangidae. The transcript has 12 exons. Gene Ontology annotation, biological process: peptidyl-serine dephosphorylation. Gene Ontology annotation, cellular component: protein phosphatase type 2A complex; cytosol. The record is from RefSeq and is a predicted model, not a curated record. The coding region runs from base 717 to 2075 and encodes 452 amino acids.